Gallus gallus (chicken) is the source of this 1763-nucleotide messenger RNA. RefSeq names its product coiled-coil domain containing 103 (gene CCDC103). Gene Ontology annotation, biological process: inner dynein arm assembly; epithelial cilium movement involved in extracellular fluid movement; determination of left/right symmetry. NCBI's taxonomy places the organism in Eukaryota, Metazoa, Chordata, Aves, Galliformes, Phasianidae. The transcript is spliced from 4 exons. Bases 1024 to 1722 code for a protein of 232 amino acids. Gene Ontology annotation, cellular component: outer dynein arm. The record is from RefSeq and is a predicted model, not a curated record.
GGCGCCGUCGCCAUGGCAACGGGAGGGGCGGGCGCGGCGGUGCGGCUCGGGGCGCUGUCGCGAUAGGAGUGGGGGUGCCGGGUUAGCGCUGGUCGCGCGCCGAGGCCUCCCGUCGCGGCCGUCGUGACAGCAGCCGCGCCGAUGGAGGCGGACGGGGCCGUUGAUUGGCGCGCGCUGCGGGAGGAGCUGCGGGCGGCGCUGGAGGCGGACGGGAGGCACGAGAGGGAAAACAGCGCCAAACUGCGCGCCGUGCGGCAGCGCGUGGGAUCCUACCGGGAGUUCAGGUGGGCGCGGCGCCCCCGCAGCCCCGCGGUCAACCGCAGGUCGGCUGCCGGGCCUUCCCUGCGGCGCUCCUCCUGCUCUGCUGCUGCAGCUGUCCCUCCGCGGGGAGGACGCCUCGCCUGCCCGUGUUGGAUGUCCCGGGGCUCCUCUCCCGUGGCAGCCGCUCCGCCAUCCCUGGGCACGUCUGCAGUCUGGGCGGGCAGGAGGCUCCUUGAGGGCAGGCAGUGUGGGACGCUCCCAAUGUCCCCCACCCCAUCCCCUCACACCCGCAGAAAGCUCUGUAGAUGGGUUCAGGAGUUGACCGCCCCCUGACAGACUCACCCAGUGCUGCAGCACGCGGUGCCGGCAGCCUCACUGCCCGAACGUGGUCACGCUUCCACAUCUGAGUAAAGGACACACUUUAAAAUGGCAUUCGUGGCGCUGCUGUCUCCCCUGUCCCCGUAUAAGGACCCUCUGCCACGGUUCUGUUGUUAGAGCACAGUCAAAACUCACAUUCCUGCUCAGCACACAAAAUCUGCGCUGCGGUGUGGAUCAGCAGCUGGGAGUCACAGGAGGACAGAACGGCUUCUCUCCGUGGGUGCAGUUUCUCCGCUCGCGAAGGCCAGCAGAGCCCUGAACCCCUCGAAGAUCUCGUUACUGGGAGCACUAACGAACAGCAGGCACAGGCGUUCAUCCCGUGGGAUGAGAAUGACAUGAGCUGCUGAGUCCAGGCUGCUGCAAUUAGUCACAGGCGUCAGUGUAAUGGGAUGGCUGACUAAGAAUGCCUGCAAGAAUGGAGGACUUCUCCUGCGGAAGGCCCAAAGAUACAAAAUCUUCAUUGUACCCCAGGAAAAACACAGGAGGAAGAGGGACAUCGUGCUGGCAUCACACCUGAGGCCUCUAGAGAAGAAGGACAAGAUGGGGAACAAGAGAAACGUGCUGUGGAACCCCUGUGUAGGCCACACGAGUGGCCAGAAAGCCACUGAGGUGGAGAUACCACAGGAACUGGAGCAGCUGCCCGGAACCUCUGCCGAAUUUUACAGAGAUUGGCGCAGGUGCUUAAAAAGUGGAAAAGAAAAAUAUCAGCUUUUGCUUAAGCUGGAGGGGAAGGCCUUGAGCAGGAUCUUUCAGACUGAGCUGGGUUUUGGCCUCCUGGGUGAGUUCCUUACUGUGCUGGCAGAGAACGUCUGCCAUGAAGACAGAGAUGCUGUCCUUCAGAUCUUACAGAGCCUUUCCAGCACCAAACGCUUUGGGUUAAACCUGGAUCUUCUGAGCACAUCGGAGAAGGAGAGCACCAGGGAUCUGUUUAGGAAGCUGCAGAGCAUGAGUGGGGGUUACUGGAGCCCUGGCCAUCCCAGUGGCAAAGCAGAGGUGGAAGCCCACCCCACUGACAGCAGCUUGCAGAAAGAAGCCGAGGAAAGGAGAGUGAUGGAGCUGAUGAGAUGCUACCAGGCCAGCUGAAGGAGCAGCAGUGCUUCUGCCAAAUAAAGGUUAACAACAGA